GAACCCUGCAUCUGGGUCGAUUUAGAGCUCCACGCGUUCCUGGGCCAGGUCCUCGCGCUCCCCAAGAACCCCAAUCGGCCGUGGUUGCAGGGCUUGGAGGAGAAACGGGCCAAGUCCAACAUCAUCGAGUGGCCUGGGCUACCGCCCCGAAAGUUUGACAUGUUGGUUUCGUUGUUCACGUCCAGGUAUGCCAGGGCCCAGUACUUGUCAUUGACUAUCGGAGCCACCACCGCAUGGGCCCUAGAGCUGGUCCUUGAGUUGAUCCUCCUCAGUUACCCCUUCGACAUCAUCAUUGCUGCUGCUCAUGCUGCACCGUGGAGUGUGUCUGGUCAAAGGGUUCAGGCGGUCCUGCGGGUUUGGCGCCACCACUUCCGCUGCGCCGGCACGCCAGCCAUGAGCAACAGAGAGCGACGUGGAUGGCAGGGGGGCUCCUGGGGCUACAACCGUGGCUACGACCGCGGCAGGUACGAUAAGUACGACAAAAACAAGUACGACCACUACAAGGACGACAGGCACGACCGCGACCGAGACCGCGACCGCUACAAGGACAGCUCCCGAGACCGCCACCAGCGUGGCCACUCCGACCGUUCCUCCCAGAAGUCGAUCGAGGAGCUUCGCAAGUCCCUGGCUGCCGUGGACAAGGAGUACGCCGCCUACCAGCACGACCUCCAGACCCGCCAGAAGGAGAUGGAGCUUCGCAAGCAGGGGGAGUACGUGGCAGCUGCUCUGCGCAGCGCGUUCACGGCCCAGACCGACGAGCUCAAGAAGCAGCUAGGCCAGCGAGAGUGCCCACCGACGCCACCAGCACGCAGUCCGACGCCGCCCAAGAACGACCAGAAAAAGGAGUUCUCACGUGCAGAACUUGGGUGGCUUCAGGCGGUAGUCGGCACCAAAACCAAGUUGCCCGCCACCGGUGAGAAGGUGGCGGUCGAGACCAUUCUCGUGAAGGCGCUCAAGGACGACAAGGUGGCUACCGCCAAUGCCAGCAAGGUGCUACGGAGCCACAUGCCGCGAAAGCAGCUGCCGUCGAGCCACAAAGACAAGGCGAGUUCUUUGUUUGAUGUGGUCCUUGGGCGCAUCGGCUGA
Messenger RNA from Prorocentrum cordatum, 1086 nucleotides. The record is from the annotation of a GenBank genome assembly. NCBI's taxonomy places the organism in Eukaryota, Dinophyceae, Prorocentrales, Prorocentraceae.